Molecule: messenger RNA, 1624 nt
Organism: Odocoileus virginianus texanus
Lineage: Eukaryota; Metazoa; Chordata; Mammalia; Artiodactyla; Cervidae
Source: RefSeq, a predicted model, not a curated record
UCUCUCCUAUCCACCGACUCUGGAUUUGUUUGCACUUGUAGUGGCCUUUGAAAAGGAUAAGAGGCUGCGCAGGUGUAAAUUGGCAUUGCUUUCCUUCCACAUUCUAGAGUGUUACUUGCCUUGUGUCCCACACAGCAUCCUUCACCGGUCCUGGCUGUACUCCCUACUCCCUUGAAGUUUCUCUCCGAACUAGUGUCCUUCUCUGGUCCUCUCCAUCAUCUUUAAGCUUAUCUUUAACAUUUAAAUAGAGAUGGGUGCAAGGAUUCCCCAAGCAGAAUGUUCAUUUUGUCAACGACAGCACCAUUUGCUACCCUUCUGGGAAUUUCGUAAUAUUUAUCAAUAUUGAAACCAAGAAAAGAACUGUACUCCAGUGUAUGAAUGGAAUUGUGGGCGUCAUGGCAACUAACAUUCCUUAUGAAGUUGUGGCUUUUUCUGAUCGACGGCUAAGACCACUCAUAUACAUAUACAACUUUCCUGGAUUAACCAGAAGGACCAAAUUAAAAGGCAAUGUUCUCCUAGACUACACUUUACUUUCCUUCAGUUACUGUGGCACCUACCUGGCUAGUUACUCCUCCCUCCCAGAAUUUGAACUGGCCCUCUGGAACUGGGAAUCAGGUGUCAUUUUGUGCAGGAAGUCACAACCUGGUGUAGAUGUGAGCCAGAUGACUUUUAACCCCAUGAACUGGCACCAGCUGUGCUUGUCAAGCCCAAGUGCAGUAACUGUGUGGACCAUCGAAAGAAGUAACCAGGAACAUUUUCUCAAAGCAAAGUCAGUAAAACUGCCUUUGGAAGAUGGAUCAUUUUUUAACGAGACAGAUGUCAUUUUUCCCCAGUCGUUGCCCAAGGAUCCUAUCUAUGGACCUGUGCUCCCCGUGUCGGCCAUCGCCGGACUCGUGGGUGAAGAGGCAGAAAGUUUCAGGCCUAAAGACGAUCUGUAUGCUUUGCUUCACCCAACUAUGCACUGCUGGACUCCAACAAGUGACCUAUACAUUGGCUGUGAAGAGGGUCACCUUUUAAUGGUUAAUGGAGAAAACUUGAAGGUAACUGUGCUUAAUAAGAUAGAAGACGGACCACCAAGGGUUGAAAGAAAUCUCAUCAGUCCAGUCACCAUGGCGUAUCAGAAGGGAGGCGUGCUUGCUUCUGGAAUUGAUGGCUUUGUGUAUUCUUUACUUAUUAAAGAUACAGAUUAUAAAGUAGAGGAUUUUCUUGAGGUUGAAAGGCCGGUGGAACAUUUGAUGUUUUCUCCUAGUUACAGAAUGUUGCUGAUUCAGACAGACAAGGGGUCUGUUUUUAUUUAUACUUUUGGUGAGGAGCCAACCUUUGAAAAAGUCCUAGAGGCUUGUGAUGGGAAAUUUCAGGCAACAGACUUUAUCACACCUGGAAAUGAAUACUGCAUGGUAAGGAAUAUUGUUUUGUUCGACGAUAGGAUUUAAGGAUGAGAUUUGGAAGUUCAGUGCAACCUGUUGCAAAUAGGAAGCAGAGUGUACUCUUGAAGAUGCGGUAGAAAUGCCAGCCACUUCCAUCAUCAGAUCUACUCCCCAGUUAAAAUGACAUCAUCACAUUGUGACUUCAUAAUAUUAAGUCUCUGAACAUGACCAAAGCAAUUAAAAUCUUAAGAGCCAUC